UUGAUCACCAGUGUUGGUGUUGUUGAUGUAGAUUUAUACAUUACAAAGUGUCAGUCUACAUAGUUAACCAAUAAUAGAUAAACGUGAAGACAAUGAAAUGAAGAUCAAUAAUUAGCUGUUGAAUUACAAGUGAGGAGAAGAACAACAACAAGGAUUUACAUAUAUCUGUGAUGUUAUAGAGAUGCAUUAUGGAUUAUCGCCAUGGCGAGGUAGGGGAAGUUUCAGUGGACCUCUUGUUUGACGACUUCAUCAAGGCAGGCACAUGUAAGCAUAUUCUGUCCACAUUCCAACAACUAUGCGAGGAGUUGGACAUCAAGCACACUACCCAUAGACACUUCUACCGCAGACUCCGCAACCGUAUCACCUCAUGGAAGGCUCAGACAGUCUGGGCAAAGCUCGACAAGCGAGCGGGGCUCAAGGAGUACAGGAAGGGGGAGUCCUGCUCAGACACUAGGGUCCUAGUGAUUGGAGCAGGACCAUGUGGAUUGAGGACGGCCAUCGAGUGUGCCCUGUUGGGUGCACGUGUGGUGCUGCUGGAGAAGAGGGACAGUUUCUCAAGAAACAAUGUCCUUCAUCUCUGGCCCUACCUCAUCACUGACCUCAAAAACCUUGGUGCUAAAAAGUUCUUCGGAAAAUUCUGCGCUGGUGCCAUCGAUCACAUCAGUAUUCGACAGCUCCAAUGUAUCCUGAUGAAAGCAGCACUGAUCCUGGGGGUGGAGAUUCACUGUAAUGUGGGAUUCGAGGAUCUUCUAGAACCACCUGAGGACCAGUCCACUCACAACAUUGGGUGGCGUUGUAAAGUGGAACCACCAGAUCAUCCAGUGUCAGAGUAUGAGUUUGAUGUUCUUAUUGGGGCUGAUGGAAAGAGAAACACGCUGCAGGGUUUCAGGAGGAAGGAAUUUCGUGGGAAGCUUGCAAUAGCUAUCACUGCCAACUUUAUAAACCGUAACACUACAGAGGAAGCCAGUGUAGAGGAAAUCAGUGGUGUGGCUUUCAUCUUUAACCAAAAAUUCUUUAAAGAUCUAACAGAACAAACAGGCAUAGAUCUGGAGAAUAUUGUGUACUACAAGGAUGACACUCAUUAUUUUGUGAUGACAGCAAAGAAAACCAGUCUGUUAGACAAAGGUGUUCUGAUAAGGGAUUUUCCUGACACUGCCUCCCUCCUGUCCCCGGCCAAUGUUAACCGGGAUCGUUUGAUGGACUAUGCCAGGGAGGCUGCUGAUUUCUCGACCAAUCAGCAGCUCCCUCACCUGGACUAUGCAAUCAACCAUUACGGUCAGCCUGACAUUGCCAUGUUUGAUUUCACCUCCAUGUUUGCUGCCCAAAACGCCUCACGAGUCAUAGAGAGAAAUGGUCAUAACUUGUUGAUUGGACUAGUCGGAGACAGUCUACUGGAGCCGUUCUGGCCCACUGGUUCUGGUUGUGCCCGAGGAUUCCUCAGCUGUCUCGACGCUGCAUGGAUGAUUCGACGCUGGGCAUCGGGGAAGAUGACACCUCUUCAGGUGUUGGCUGAGAGAGAAAGCAUAUUCCUACGACUCUCACAGACAACGCCUGAAAACCUUCACAAAAACCACCAUAUGUACACCAUAGACCCCAAUACAAGGUAUCCCAACUUAAAUUUCAAGGCCAUUUUACCUGAGCAAAUGCGACAUCUGUAUGACUGUGGCGAUGGUACAAACCUGGACGAGAUCAUUGAUAUACCUGCUAAGCGAGCUAGAAAUGAUGACUUUGUGGACAGUUACACAUUACUUCGAUGGUGUCAGAAGCUGUUGAACACAGGAACAUUCAGGACAGUACACAUAGUGGACCUGACAUCCUCCUGGCGCAAUGGAUUUCCUCUCUGUUAUCUCAUCAACAUCCUCAAACCAAACGCAAUUGAUAUGAACAGUUUAAAUUCAAAGGAGGGGGCCAAAAACUGCCAGUUUGCAUUUGACGUGGCUCAGAGGGAGUUUGGGAUUGCCCCUGUUAUGACUGGAGAGGAGAUGACACAAUGUUCUGCCACAGACAAACUCGCCAUGAUCUCAUACCUGUCUCAGUUCUACCAGAGGUUCAGGAAGGACAGAGCAUCCAGCUUUGAGUCACCACGAGAGGAAAGCCACAAGAGUCACAAGUCCCCGCAUCAUCGUCUUUCCAUCCUACAGAAGCUGCGAGUCAGUGCACGAUUUUCAAGGUCAAAAAAGAGGAAAGAAAAGGAUGGAGACAAGCAUGAAACAUCUUUCAGUAAGAGGCGACUAAAAGAGAAGGAAGUUAAGGCGACAAAUGGUGACAUACAUUUGACAAAAUACAACAAACUGCCAAUGGAUGAGAUUGCCAACAAAUUGACCGUCCAGCCCAAAAAUGAAAAUGUCAAACAGAAAGAAGAGUCCUUGGCAGCAGUUAAGGUCAGCGCCAUGGCCGAAAUCCUUGUGUCAAAGUUCAAGGGUCAGCAGGAUGAGCCAGUCAAGACAUCACCAGCCACAAAAAGGAAGCAGCCAGGUGUGUUACUAGCUGCCACCAAGGCUAGUGAGUUCUGUUACUUCUGUAAGAAGAGGGUGUAUUUGAUGGAGCGUAUGAGUGCCGAGGGCAUUUUCUUUCACCGCGAGUGUCUCAAAUGUAGCUUCUGCUCUGCUGGUCUCCGACUCAGUAACUACAGCCACGAGCGCUCACACACUGGGGAAGUGAAGUUCUACUGUUUCCGACAUCAACGACCAGAAUCUAGGGUACAAGUAAGGAGCCGGCGGAAGAGGUCUUGGCUCAAAGAUGAUAGUCUCAAGGAAAACAUUCCAAAGAUUUCAAUUGACACCAGUGACUCACCAACACCUCAGCGUACGAAAACUGAUGGUUCUCCAAAGAAAGUACCAAGUCCACUGUCUCCACCUUUGAUGCCAGAUGCAGAUUUUGUGAAGGCCAAGAAAACACCAGAGAGGAUAGAGUUCGAGAACAGCAUUGAUGGUCUGCAGGAGGAAGAGUCUGAGGAGGAGCUAACGGAACACAAUCUCCGAGCCUCCAUGUCCUCCGAAGCCAUCCUCAGUGACGAAGAGGAGGAAAAUAUGUCAGACUCUGAUCUCGAAGACCUAUAUGAAAUGCUGAGUGACUGGUCGAGUGAUGAUGCCGAGCUAACAGAGGUGAUGGAAGAAACAUUUGGCCUCAAGAAGGAUUUAACAUUGGAGGAAGCUCUUGAGGUAGUGGAGACCCUCAAACGCAAGUCACACGAAAACCUUAUUGAUGCUGUUAAUAAUGAAGGCAAGGUCAAAUACAUGGACAGUGAUGAUGACGACGAUACAGAGGUGGAGGGAGACUCUGAAUUUGAAACAGACCAAGAGGAUGAUGAUACAGAGAUGGAGGAUGAUGUAUGGGAGGAGGCUGAAGUGGAACCAACACCUUCUGUUACACCCAACAAAAAACUUUCGCUCAACAUCCCACCUCCAGACAUUUCUAGUGUAGAAUGCAAAGCACGACGAGCAAACUUCUUCACCACACCGCCGGAAGUGGUAAGGCUUGAUCCAUGGAAGAUGUUUGGUAUGGGAAAGACAAAUGAAGACAUCAAUAAGAACCCUAAGUCUGAGGACUCUGAAGAAGUGAUCACAACACAGCCUCAUGCUGCAGCAGAUAUGAUCCCCUCUGACACAGAGGCCACUGAUCGUCAAAUAAAGACAGAGAUAUUGGAUGAGGAUGAAAACAAAGAAAGACAAGAGGAAGUGGUGGCUGGGGCUGAUGCUGAUGACCAAAGGACUGAUGAGGAAUGUGAUGAAGUCUUUGAUUCUGAUCAUGAGGAGGAUGGAGAAGAAGAUGCUGAUGAUAAAGAUGCAUUGAAAUAUGAAAUGGAGAAAUUAUUAGUUGACAUUGACCAUAAGUCUAGUGCUAGUGGUGAAAGUGUUCCUGACCUGCUGAAGACCGAUGAGGAGGAAGCUCACUCGUCUUCAGCAGAUGAGGAAGAUGAAGCAGCAGGGAUGGACAUUGCUAUGUUGGAGGACACAGAACAAGCUGUACUUAAGAGUGUACAACAAAUGAGUGAGAAUGGCUCGUCUUCCUCAGGACGUACCACGCUACAGGAUGUGUUAAAUAGUGUAGAGGGCAUGAGAGCAGAGGAUAUUGAAGUUAAUGUGCAGGAUUUUACUAGAGUAGAUGAUAGGUUCAUUACACGGACAAGAGGUGGUAGGAAAGGGGCUGUGAAAAAGAAGAAGCGCCCAACAUAUCGUGAUUCUGUUGGGUCAGAUUCCAGUUUUACUAUCUCCACCCCUAGUCAUUCUGGUAGGUCAUCUGUGAGUUCUCUAUCGUCUGAGCUGGAUCAUAAUCAGACAUAUGUUAAAGAUGAGGACAAUGAUGAAAAACCAGAUGAGGAUUUAUUACGAGAUUAUCAGCUGACUCUUAGCCAAGUUUUGGGUGAGGAAUACACUGACAGCACCACACCCAGAAACAAUGUUGAUGAAGAUAAUCUGGAUGAAACUCUUAAUGCAGAACAGGAUGAAUUCGAAAAUUCAUUUGUAGACAAAGACAAAAGUUUCUAUGCAACACCUAAUGCAAGUGCGAGUGAUAAAAGUGCUAAUAUUAGUGACAAGUAUUCAUCUGCAAAUGAGAAUUCAACAGAGUUAUCUCCUGAUGCUGUGUGUAAUAAUAAUAUAACAAAAACGAACAGUGACGGUAGUGCUUGGCGUCCCCUCCCUCCCCUACCCCCUGUAGAUAAUGAUGAAAAUGUGAAAUCCUCUUCCAAGUCACUUACAAAGCGUCAGAACAGUACCGAGUCUGGUGGUGACUCGGGAACGGAGCGACGUCCAUCCACGGGGAGACAACUGCCUGAUAUUAGUAACCUCACCAGUAAAGUAGCUCAGCAAGGGUUUCAGAGCAAGUUCAUGAAAAAGAAAAUAGGUUCUCCUACCUCAACUAUGACAAGUGGUGACAGUACAACUAGUGGAAAAGAGAGUUCUUCUAGUCCAGAAAUGAAGUUCAAACACAGGUCAGUUUCUACAGAUAGUUCUAGGAACAACUACACAUCUUCUUCAUCAGCGAGUGGCGAUAAAGACAGAGUACCAAAAUCUAAGGAGAAAAAGAUGAGAGUGUCAGUAGAUCAUAGCAAACUACGGGCUGUCAGCAGCUACGAGGACAGUUCAAGUCAAAAUGAAGAGGCAGGGGGCAGGAAAAAGAAAAUUGGUAUAGAUUCAAGACUGAAAAAUCAGAUGAAGGAAGAGAUAAACAAACCACGUGUGAGUGUAGGAGAGCACAUGGUGGAUGACAUUCCAUUUGCAGAUGACAGCGAAGAAGAUCCACACUAUGACAAUUUCUACACACCAGCUACCUCUGUAAAGAGUAAGCCAGCCCCAGCCUUGAAACGUCCAAGUCCGCAACGUGACAUUAGAAAACGAUUACUGCCUAUGCCUCCCAAUCAAGGGGAGAGCACUCCAGCUGUGCCAACGAUUGAUCACAUACGACAACUCAAGCGCACAGAUAUGGACAAGGCACGUGAAAAGGCUCGAGAGAAGGCAAGACUGAAAAGUGAUGAGGAGUUAGGGUUAGCAAACAUGGGCUAUACCCCAGUAGCGGGUCAUAAAGGUCAUCGGUAUCAUCGUGGCAACAGCACCACCCCUAGCACUAGUGAUCAGGUCUUCUCAGACAGUGAUGAUAAUCAUAAGUCAAAAGUGCUGCAUUCUACUCCAAAUGGUGAGGUAGUCCAACUACCAAAGUUUUCCAAAGGAAAAAAGAAUGAAAAUUUAGACAACAGUACCAAUGGUAAAAGUUCGGAUAGGUCAGAUACUGAAACCAAAUCAACAAACAAGAAACGCAAAUCACUUCUUCAGAUGUUAAGGCCAGGCAAGGAAAAAAACAAAGAUUUUAAGGACAAAAGGUCUUCAUCAAAUGAUACUCUUGAUGAAAAAACUGAAAAGAAAGUGAAAAAGACACUUAAAUCUGAUAAAAAGAAGAAAAAACCUCAUAAAUCUGAAGGGGAUGCUUUAGACAAGGGCCUGAGUGAGGGCAUGCAGGACUUAAAGAUUGUGGGGUCCAUGUUUGGACAAAAGGGGACUCCUACAGGACGACGCCCGGGCCAUGCUGUCCGAAGGACUGUGGCUCCAAGGGCUGAUUUGGAAGAGUUUUCUGAUUCUGAUGAAAGUCACGUGUCUGUUGAAACCACACUGUCUAGGCGAUCAAGGGACCGAAGGACGAUGUCAGAAGACGAGGUAAAUGUGAAGAUUGCCCGUCGUGUACAGUCAGCUGCAAAAAAACAGCUGAAGCAGCGUGAACAGAAGCGCCUGAGGAUGGCCCAGGAGAUCCAAAGACAGCUUGAGGAAGUGGAUGUCAAACAGAGGGAGCUAGAGGAGCGGGGUGUCUCUAUAGAGAAGGCUCUUCGAGGGGAUGGGCCAGAUGCCGAACGAGAAGAGAAGGAAUUGAUGCAGGAAUGGUUUAAUUUGGUGUACGAAAAGAAUGCACUAGUCCGAUAUGAAUCUGAAUUGAUGGUCAAUGCACAAUAUAUGGAACUUGAGGACAGGCAUGGUCGAUUAGAACAGAGACUCAGAGAGAGAAUGGCAAUGGACAACUUUUUGCUUUACGAUGUUGGAGAGCGGAGCCUAUCUGAGAUGUUUCGAGAUUUUGCUAUAUUAGAUAUAGUUAAAACCCAGGAACAAGCUGCAGAGGAGAAGCGAAUUCUGGACGAACUUCUCCAAGUCGUGGAGGAACGCAACAAUCUUGUCGCCAUGUUGGAGGAGGACAGACUCAGAGAGCGAGAAGAAGACAGCGAGCUCCAGUCCAUGAUGCAGAACAAAGGCUUUAAUCUCAGUCCCCUUGACAGUACCCGCAAGCUACGUGACUCUCAAGGAUUCCCGUUGUCCUGCUAGCAUACCUUAACCAUCAGAGUAUGCUACAACACUGCAAGCCAACACUGAAACAUGUUGUAGAAGAUCUCGGAUACAUACAUGUGUCAUUAUUAGAAACAUUGGAUAAUAUCAGUGAAAACAAGUUUUUUUGACUGUGUUUUCAUCUCCAAAGGUUGCUUUUCUGGAAAAGACAGAGUUAGUCCAGUCAAACAAGCAGCAAUAUGUCACAGCUGUCAACAUUUUUCAAAGAAUUCUCAGAGUGCUAUGCUAUGAAUGACAAGAAACAGAUUUCACAAGGACAUUCUUGUGCUUAACAAAUACCAAAAGUGAUAUAAAAUUUACACACCUCACUUGUAUAAUGUUAUUUUAAACUAGCCAUGCGCUACAGACGAGACUUGGGGACAAUGCCUUUAUAAGUAGCACUGUUGCAAUGAAUGCUAUGUGUGAGACUACAGUAAACUUGUAUCUACAAGUGACUGAACUAGUUCUGUGGAGUCUGGUAGACUUCAGGGAGAAAUGUGCAAUCAACAUAUUAAUCAUUUGUGUAUAUUCCUCACAUGGGAACAUCAUGUGUCGGUAAACUGAUAUCCAGUUGUAGUUAAAUGUUUUGAUAUGUAUUUUGUUAUGUGUAACCCCUCAAUACAUCAGAUAAAAGUCUAUAUCAACGUUAAAAUCACAGGGAACGAUAGUGAAUUACCAACCUAAACAUAAUAAGUAAAUACGGUUUAUUUAAUGUGAAGGUUUAUAAUUGAAUUAUUCGCUACUGUUCCCUGUGUUAAAAAUCCAGCCAAAUGAGUUAUGAUCACUACUAACUGUGACUGCAAUAUUCUUACCAUUUCAAAUAUCAACAAAAUGGCACAAAAUAUAACUCAUUAGAUGCAAUUUUUAUGUUAUAGCAAAAAUACAUUUUCAAGUUUUAUUUUACCAAUAUCCUUUUAAAUGUUAAUUUCUUCCGUAUUUGUUCAUGCCUUGUAAAUGUUAAAGGGCUGUAACUUUCAGCUACUCUGUAGCUCUCAAUACAACUAAAAUUUGCUUCUAUAUUUUCGAUCUUUUACUGAUUAUAUUUGAUAAUUCAGUUAAGAUGUGGUACAAUACAAUUUGGGAAACUAUUUGAAAUCUCCAAGAAAUGGUAAUAAUUUAUUGAGUCAGGAAGGGGCAUUUCUCAUUUGUGCUGUCUAGGAGAACAAGAAAAUGUUUAUACAAAGGUUGAAUCAGGAAUAUACCCGGUAAAGGAGCAUUACAUUCUCAUCACUAGAAAGGACCAACUACCCAAGUAGCAAAUAAUUAUGGAAAUGGGCAGUUUUUUUCAGUAAUGGUAAUGUGAAAACAUAUUAGAUAUUUAAAAACUAAUCAUUGGAAAAAUAUAUUAUAUACUUGGUAAUAUUGUCAGAAUACACCUUCAGUUAUCAUAACAAGAGACAGGUGUUUACAAACAUGUCUGAGGAUAUGAUAGAGAUAUCCUUGCUGUUGUAUGCGUGAUAUUAUUUAUGCAAUGUUUUGACUUUUCUUUCUGCCUUUAAUAUGCUACAAUAAGCCUAUUAUUUAUGUGAUUGUUUCCUGGUAUGCAUUGUUCUGUGAUCUGUGACAUUAAGAAAUAUCUUGUAGGAGUGCUGAUGUAUCUAGGAUUUUGUAGGUUUAACUUGGAAACAGAUAUAAAAUUACUUGAUGGAAAAGAAAGUUUCCUCUCCAAAUAUCUCUAUAUUAUAUAUUUGUUGUGCCUGCUGUUUUAUCGUUAUUGGCAUCAGUACCUAUUGAUAAUCGUAUAUAACUGGGGAGAAGAUAGUUUUCUUUUUAAAGUCAAGAGCAUUCACAAAUAGCAGGGAUUCAAUUUUUAGUGUGAAUUGAUUUUCCUUAUGAUUACUAAGACAUCUUGAAAUUUAGAUGUCGAUUAAGGUAGAUGUAUAAAUAUCAAAAUUUUAAACAAUAUUUAAUGUUUGAAGAUUUUCUUUGAUAUAAAUUUUGUUUUUAUUGAUGUGGUGCUUAUCAGCUUUAAACAAAAUUUCCUGCAAGUGUAGUUUAACUGCUUAUAUACAGUUGUCACAGUUCUUUAACUUCCGAUACAAAAGAUGGAUUCUCCCUGGCAUGCACGAUCUGUACUGUAACUGUUCAGUAAGAAAAUCUUGUAAUUCUGUGCUUUUGAUAUUGAUCAGAACUGCUAUUGAUGUUUUUGGUGUACUUUUUUGGGGCUAAUUUUUAUUAGGAUUUGUUAUAAAGACAUGUGUUAGGUUUUGUACAGUCUGUGAUGGCAUAUGUACAUUCCUUGUCAAAGUAACAAUACCUAUAUUGUGUAUCAAAUUCAUUGCCAAGUUCAUCACAGAGGUGAUUUAUUUUGUUGUCACCAUGGUGACUUAUUAUAGUAUCACCAUGAUGGUGACUUAAUUAAGUCAGCACAUCAUAUUUUGUUGAAGAGAAAGCCUGUGUUGGCAUACAUUUGUACAAACUAAUCCUAAAUGAGACCCAGUAUAAAUGACAGUAUGUAUUUGUUUGAGGUAUAUAUGUCCUUGUUGAAUUCCAACAUAGGUAUUCCUAUGAUAUGUACAGUACUGUUGAAAUUCAACUUGGAUAUAAAAUUGACACAUUGUAAUAUACUGACGUGUAAGAAAGCUGAUCGUCAUUACUAUAGACUCACAAAUAUAUAUUAUCCAGGCACUGACGUCAUAUAUACUUCAUUAUUUUGUCAUCAUGGAGACUGGAUGAGCUAUUUGUAUCAGGCGAGUGAUUGGCUAAUAUUUGGUGCGGAAUAUAAUGGAACAUGUUAAAUACAUUUGAUAGAGUAAGUGUAUCUAAUACCAGUCCUGCCAUAGCAUCUUUAAACUUAUCACAGGAACUAAGUUAAGGAUUGUUGCCUUACUUAAAUGCACAGGGAAUUGGCACAAAUUCGCAAUACAAGGUCCAUGCAUAUGUAAUCAUGUACUUGUAAUGCAUACACAUUUAGACCACGAAUUGUCAAUUUGGGCCAAAUACCUGUAGUUGAUAACAGAACCUUCAUUUUCUCUCUUUUUUUUUGUAAAUUAAUACAAUUAAUGCAUUAUGAUACAUAAACUGAAUAGCUAUUAAGUUUCAAAAAGGAUUCAUAGACAUGUUAAAAAAUGUUGAUAGUUAUUGGAAGUUUAUAGAUAUUCACUACACUUUGUGUGGAAGGCACUUUCUAGGGAGGGUUCAUUAUUCCUGUUUAUGUAAACAGGUCCACAUUUGUUAUUAUCUGCAUUGAUAGUGGUUCUAGAGGCCAAAUAUAAAUUGUGCAGUUCAGUACCUACUUGCUUCAGAUCUUAUAAAAACAUUUUGCCUUCCCUGUAUUAAUACAUUAACUGUUUUUUCUUCUAGAUAUAUUUAUUGUUGAAUGAGUUGUAUUGAGCCAAUGAAUGCAAGUGUUAACUGAGAGAAAUAUGUAAAGAGAGGGAGAAAGAAAUGUAGCGGGGUAUCAGUGAGAUAAGACAGACUGGGUGAGGGAGGAGAGGUGAAAUCUGAUCAAAGGUGAAAAUAUGUUUUAUUUAUCUUGUUCACUGGUACAUAUGUAUAAAAUGUUGUCUAAACACAGAGACUUGGGGACAAAUUUCCAGCCCACACUCCAUUAUGUAUAUAUAUAUACGGUGUAUAUAUAUAUACUAUAAUAAUACAUGUAUAUAUGGACAUUGGGUUGGGAAUUUGAGCCAAGUCCCUGUGUGUCUAAAGGAAGAUACAUGUAUUUAAAGUUACAUUGAGGCUUAUUGUACUCACCUAUGAUUCAUCAUACUGUGAAAAAAGUUAUGCUGUUGAGAAUUUCCAGUUUUAGAGUCUAAAAGUAGCAAUUUUAAUUUAAUCAAAUAUUAAGGAAGUUACCUGUUUUACUAAAAAAAACAUUUAACAUGUUUAGUGUUUUUAAUAGAGAAAAUUUCAUUUUCAGGUAUAUAUUUAGUACAUAUCUGUAGAGUUUUGAUGCCAUUUAGUAUAUUAUAAACACUUCUAUAUCUGUUAUGAAGUUCAAAAAGUGAAUACGUAUCAAGAAAUACAAAUUGGUGUUUUUAGUGAGUUUUGAUCUUUGAAUGAAGAAUUUAUGUUUUUCUUUUCUGAAUUUCAUUGAAGGGUACAAAUAUUUUGCCAGUCAUUUUGUAUACACAAAAAAAUAAUAGUUAUCCUCAAAAACUGACUAUUCUUCACAAAUCUUGCAAUAUGAAAAUAAGAAAAGUUCACAAUGAUACUUUCAUUAUCAACAGUAUCAAGUUUUGUACAAAUUCAGUUAAUUCAAUCUUUUACACAUAUCUUAAAAUAUUUUGUAAUGAAAUAUGUUUGAUUCACAAGAAAUGGUACAUAGACUAUUGACUUGAUAAAUUGUAUCAUAGUUAAUGGAACUUGCAUCAUUUAAAAGAAGUUUUGUGUGUCGUAAAGAGAAGCAGAAAGACAGAAAUCCAUUUAAGCAACACUUUGUACAUACCCAUAUGUUAAGGUACCUGUUUGAAAAGUUGUUCAAAAAGUUCUUGUGAAUGUUUUUGUCCUAUAAUCUUGUAAAGGUAAAACCUGUGAUUUCUCCAAAUCCAAAAAAUCUGCUUUGUAUUUCACUGUGUUUGAGGAUCUUGUUUAAGCAUUAAAUCUCAUCUAGUCAUUUUCAUGCUGCAAAAGAUUGUACUGUAUUGCAACAACCCUGCACUGAAAAUUGUUUUGUAUGUGUAGCUUGUCGGAUAUACAAGAGUAAAUUUACACCACAGACUAUCUUCCAGGGGUUGUGACAUCUGGCUAAUAAAUAUUACCUACAGCUAAACAAC
Pecten maximus is the source of this 11521-nucleotide messenger RNA. RefSeq names its product protein-methionine sulfoxide oxidase mical3b-like. Gene Ontology annotation, molecular function: FAD binding; protein binding. NCBI's taxonomy places the organism in Eukaryota, Metazoa, Mollusca, Bivalvia, Pectinida, Pectinidae. The transcript is spliced from 28 exons. The record is from RefSeq and is a predicted model, not a curated record. Bases 189 to 6803 code for a protein of 2204 amino acids.